AGUCACAUGUGACAACACUGAGCGUGCCACGCACAGCUAAUAUUAGCAGAAGCUCUGCUGUCAUGGAACAGGUCCUGUAUUUUGCCUCCAGAGUAAGUCAAGUUAGAAAUCAGCACCUGAAAGACAAGUCUCUCUACAGGCUCUAACAUGGCGUCCGGCUGUCCCAGCUGAUGCACGAAGGCCGAUAGGACUGUGAGAGGACGCCCUCACUGAGGUAAAUCGGGGUGGCAGAAGACACCAGGCUAAUACUCUACUAUGGCUUUUUGUACUUCCUUUAUUCCAUGCAAAUCCUUCUGUGCUGGGAUUUUUCUACUAGUGUAUUAAAAAUAAUAAGCCAAAAGGCUCAACAUGGUUGACGAAACGCGUGAGGUCUUACUCUUCCAUGAUGAAGAUCUCUCCUGUGGUUUGCUCAGGCAGCUGAAUCAACUGAGACAAGCCAACCUACUGACCGAUGUUAUCAUCAGCACAGAUGACUGUGAAUUUCCUUGUCAUCGGAAUGUCCUGGUCUCCAGUAGCCCUUACUUCAAAGCAAUGUUCUGCAACAAUUUUAGAGAAAGUGGCCAGGCUAGAGUGACUUUGAUGGGUAUUGAUUCAGAAACUCUUCACCAGAUAAUUACCUAUGUUUACACUGGAGAAAUCCUCAUAACGCUGCACAAUGUCUUUCAACUCAUUCAAGGUGCAUCGCUGCUACAGUAUGAAAAAUUACUGGGGACCUGCUUUAAGUUCCUUCAGGACCAAAUGACUCCUCAAAACUGCUUAAGUAUGAUUCGUCUUUCUGAUUUCUUUAAUUGCGAGAACCUCAAGGAGAAAGCUAGGCAAAUUGCACUGCAGUGCUUCAAAGAAGUAUCCAUUUCAGAAGACCUGAAGGACCUUUGUGUCUCAGAGUUGCUUGACUAUCUAGGAGACGAUGAUCUUUGUGGUGAAGAGGAACAAGUAUUUGAGACUCUGAUGGCAUGGAUCCGACAUGACGUUGAGGGGAGAAAGUGUUAUACGCAAGAACUAUUUGAAAAGGUCAGGCUUCAGUAUGUCCACCCAACGUUCCUCUUCCAUUUCAUAGCCAGUGACGCUCUUAUCCAGUCUUCCAUGGCUUGCCGAACCAUGCUGGAACAUGCAUGCACAGUAUUAUUCUCUCUCAACGCAAACAUUUCUCCAGAUAUUAAGCCCAUGUGGCAUGCCCCACGUCGCUUUUCCCACCAGGAGUUCCUUGUUAAUGUUGGAGGCCGGAAAGACAGCCAGCAGACAACCAGGGAUGUCUUGUUGUACAACGAGAAAGCCAACCAGUGGUUGAGGCUUGCCAAGCUCCCGCUGCGCUUACACAAAGCUUCCUCUGUCGGGUUGCAUGGUAAUGUGUAUGUCCUGGGGGGGCUGUCCAUUAGUAACAAGGGAAACAUAGUUACCUCGAGUGUAUAUAUUCUGUCUCUCAAAUUAAAUCAGUGGCGCAAAGGAGAAUCCAUGUUGGUUCCAAGGUAUUCUCACAGAAGUGUAGGAUACAGAAACUAUAUAUUCUCCAUAGGAGGAAUUGGCGAAAAACAGGAAAUUCUGAGCUCGGUGGAGAGGUUUGACAGCAUAUAUAAUGCCUGGAAGACCAUGUCUAGUAUGCCGGUUGCCGUCCUUCAUCCGGCAGUAGCUGCCAAAGACCAAAGAAUCUACCUUUUUGGUGGAGAGGAUGUGAAGCAAAAUCCUGUCCGGCUUAUACAGGUUUACCACAUUGCCCGAAACAUGUGGUUCAGGAUGGAGACCAGGAUGGUAAAAAAUGUGUGCGCCCCGGCGGUUGUCGUAGGUGACAAGAUUAUCAUAAUCGGAGGUUACACAAGAAGAAUAAUUGCGUAUGAUCUGACACAAAACACCUUUGUCAAAUGCGCCGACAUGAAGGACAGACGGAUGCACCACGGCGCCACAGUCCUGCAAAAUAAAAUUUAUGUGACGGGUGGCCGGUGCCUGAACGUGGACAAUACCAUCGAGGACUCAGAUUCCUUUGACUGCUAUGACCCUGACACAGACACAUGGACCUCCAAAGGGAAACUACCUAAUAGAUUGUUUGACCAUGGGUGUCUUACUCUGCAAUGUAUUCCAACACAUUUACACUGAGCAGCACCUUUCUCUGUGGCGGAUGGUGCAGUAUGGACAGGGGAGGUGGGCGUGGCUUGAUUUUGCCAUUCACUUCAAUGAACGGGUGGGUGGGGCACAGUGUAUGAAAAUGGUACUUUCAUUGAUUACGUAUCACUCAGGAGCUGGAGGGAGUACUGCGAUAGUUGUCGGAGACCAGAUUGUGCAAAAUUGUUGUGCGCAUGCUCAGAAAAAUGUGUUGAGCGUAAAUGGACCCAUGCAUAUUCAUUACAUUUUGCCACUCCAGUGGCUUCCACCCGAAUUGGCCGAUCAGGGUGGGACGUGCAUGGUCUGUUGUAAUCUACUGUGACUGCAUGCAGGCCUGGGAGGAGACAUUUGGCUGAAACAGAUGGACCGUUUGCGACUUUGCGGGCAGAGGUGAAUUUCUCAUUAGGCACGUGAGGCAUGUGUCUAGGGGCAGCACUUGGGCGGGGGGGUGAGCACUUGGAUGCUUGUUUCAUUUCUGUCAGCCCAAAAUUAUCAGUAACUGCUAAAUAUUUCUACUAGAACGUGAUAAUAAUGUCAACUGCCAGAUUUAGCAAAACAUUUCUGGCCAUCUCGCUGACACUGAUUGGUGCUUUCUUCAUCUUCCGGGCAUAGAAUAUGCUGCUGUCAGCUUUUGUGAGUGUGUUUCAGAGUUUUAAUUUUACCUUUUUCCCAUUUUUCUUUGGUACAGAAGAUAGAGGGUUGAUUCUGCUGUAAGAGAGGAAGGUUUUAGCUUUUAGAUUGAGCCAGAAGAGCAAAUGCAUUUGUCAGACGUGUGAGGGGAAGAGGACUGAAACAUGGUGGAAAGUCUGGCGCAUGGGUCUGUAACGCAUCCCUGUGGAAACCCUGGGCCCAUACGCAGAGGUUGCAGAGAUCAAUCGCAUCUACGUUGCCGUUUUGUGGAAAUAUACCCAUUUUGCAUGCACUUUUUUUUUUUUUUUUUUUUUUAGGUGUUCGGUGUUUUUAGGCAGUUCUGUUAUCUUUAUGCCUUCCAACGGAUAACUUCAUGCUAUUCUGUAUAAGAAGUACUACAGCAGACAUUUCAUAUUGGUAAUGAACAAUAAAUGUAUGUUUGUGUUAUGCUGAUGUAUAUGUUAUUUAACAUAAUGGGGCAGGUGCUCAUUAAAGUGCUUCCAUCAUGUGACUAGAGCAGAGGCAGCCAUUGGCUGUUUCAGAGGUGGACGCAGACGCAUACUUGCCUACCCUAUGGAAAAUUGGGUGCUGCUCCCAGCCUCCCGGAAAGGCAUACAAGUAUCCCCCAGUGCCGUCCAUCCAUCUGGCACCACCCACUGCCCCAAGUAAAGUGAGAGAGCUAGAUGGCCAAUGACGCAAAUCGUGCUGAUUCGCGUCAAUGUAGCCCCCCACCCCUCAUUAUUAUUGGCAUUCUAUGACGGGGGACAGGGCCACGAUGACACAAUCUCUGUGUGGAAGAGUCGCUGGUGGGGGAUAGAGACACAUGGGGAUAUUUCUCUACCCUUCACUAGAACCAUAGGAAGAGUCUCCAUUAUUGCAUACACCGGGCCUGAUUCAUUUUUGUAAGUAAAGCAAAAAAUGCUAGCAACUUUGUGUCUGGAACAAACCAUGUUGCCAUACAGGGAGAGAAAGUAAAUUUAUAUUGUUUCUGUGCAGGGUAAAUACUGGCUGCGUUUGCAUGUAGUCCACAAAUGUUAGACAGCUUUAUUUUUACACAUCAAUUUAGAUUUCAGUAUGAACACACCCCACCCAAUUCUAACUCUCUCUGCACAUAUUACAUCUGCCCCACCUGCAGUGCAACAUGGUUUUUCCCAGUUGCUUGCUUUUUUGCUUUACUUACAAAUAUGAAUCGAGCACACUCUGCACUGAGACAUGGAUCCUCUUCGAAAUACAUACUUACUAUGCAUUAAAACAAAUAUGCAGUACUACACAUAUACAUAACAGUGAUGUAUUCCUUCAUUGAAACAACCUCACUGAUUAAUGAGCAUUUGUUCUAUACAUGAUUUAUUCAUAAAUGCAUAAAUGUAGUCAAAUUGACUGGCUUGCAGUCACAUAGGUAACGGAAGUGCUCAGUUCAUAUUAGGCAUGAGUAUAUUUUAUGAUGUAAUGACAUGGUAGAAGCCCAAAUAAAAAUUUCAAAAAAUA
Messenger RNA from Pseudophryne corroboree (corroboree frog), 4209 nucleotides. It is a transcript of the gene KLHL38, whose product is annotated as kelch like family member 38. Gene Ontology annotation, molecular function: protein binding. The record is from RefSeq and is a predicted model, not a curated record. The transcript has 4 exons. NCBI's taxonomy places the organism in Eukaryota, Metazoa, Chordata, Amphibia, Anura, Myobatrachidae. The coding region runs from base 349 to 2088 and encodes 579 amino acids.